AUGUCUUCACCAGAAACCGAUCCCCAGCCCCCGCCAGGGCCAGCUGAAGGAGCUGGGGCAGCAGUUGCAGUUCCACAUACGGGUGAUUAUGAGAAUACGGUCCCAGUCAACACUCGAGGCCCAAUUGUUCCCGAUGAAUUCAGCGGCGAUAAUAGCGACGAGUUUGCUAGCGAGGACUCUGAUAUGACCUCCAUUUCUUCCAGUGUGCUCGACUAUGAAUAUGAAAAUGGACGGCGCUAUCACAGCAACAGAUCUGGACACUAUAUGUUGCCAAAUGACGAAGAAGAACAAGAUCGCAUGGACUUAGCUCAUCAUAUCUGGCUUCUCUUAAUGAAGGGCGAGCUAUACUUAGCACCCGUUGAAAAUCCUCAGAAAAUUCUAGAUCUCGGAACCGGAACUGGCAUCUGGGCUCUUGAUAUUGCCGAGAAAUUCCCCCAAGCCCAAGUGAUUGGAAACGACAUCAGCGCCAUCCAACCAAACUGGGUCACACCAAACGUAGAAUUCCUCGUCGAAGACUUCGAACAAGAAUGGCUCUACAAACCAAACAGCUUCGACUUCAUCCAUGCAAGAUUACUAGCCGGCUGCGUAGCGGACUGGCCAGAAAUGUACCGCAAAAUCUUCGACCACACGAAACCAGGCGGCUACUUCGAAAUCCAAGAAAGCGCCGUCUGGGCCUGGAGCGACGACGACACGCUAAAGCCCGGCUCACCAAUCCUGGAAUACAUGCAAGCUCUCGACACAGCGGGCCGAAUCCUAGGCCGAGAAAUGAAUAUUUACUGCAAGUUGAAAGACUGGAUGAUCGACGCUGGUUUCGAGGAUGUGCAUGAGGUUACUUAUAUUCUACCUUACUCUCCUUGGCCGCGGGAUCCGCAUCUGAAGGAGGUGGGCAUGUAUCAGGCUUGUAUGAUUCAACAGGCUGUUGAGUCUUAUUCUUUACGGAUGUUUACGCAGGUUCUUGGGUGGGGAGAGGGACCUGCUAGGAUCUUUCAGGCUAUGGUUAAGAAGCAGAUGAGGGAUAAGCAUUUGCAUUCCUAUGUUAAGGAGGUUGUUGUUUAUGGGAGGAAGCCUCUCCGUUGA
Penicillium antarcticum is the source of this 1077-nucleotide messenger RNA. RefSeq names its product class I SAM-dependent methyltransferase. The transcript is spliced from 9 exons. NCBI's taxonomy places the organism in Eukaryota, Fungi, Ascomycota, Eurotiomycetes, Eurotiales, Aspergillaceae. Bases 1 to 1077 code for a protein of 358 amino acids. The record is from RefSeq and is a predicted model, not a curated record. Gene Ontology annotation, molecular function: methyltransferase activity.